Molecule: messenger RNA, 2041 nt
Organism: Phycodurus eques (leafy seadragon)
Lineage: Eukaryota; Metazoa; Chordata; Actinopteri; Syngnathiformes; Syngnathidae
Gene: cdca7b
Product: cell division cycle associated 7b
Exons: 10
Coding region: 308-1495 (395 amino acids)
Biological process (GO): regulation of DNA-templated transcription
Cellular component (GO): nucleus
Source: RefSeq, a predicted model, not a curated record
AAAAAGAGAGGGGUUGUGACAGACGGACAACCUUUUUUUGAUAACCUAAAACGAUCCUAAUUAAUAGAAAUAAAAGGUGUUAUUAUAAAUAUACAUACCCGGAGUAUUCAUUAAAAGUGGAUUACUACGGAUAGAGGAUCGCUUAUCCGUAAAAUGUAAAGUUGGAGCUGGCGAUGAUGUCCCUUCGUUUGCAGUCAAAUCCACUUACCUAUGUUAACAUUUAAACCCAUUUCGACGCCCUGCUGUUGUAAUUUCCCCAAGAAAAACUGAAGUUUUGAGCGGAGGUUUGCAGCUAAACGGAGACAAAAUGGCACUCGAGGCAAAGACGCUGCGUUUCAAGUCCAAGUUUAUUACGGCCGAGCUGGCUCGUCUGUUCAGCCAGUCUGACAGCGAGGAGGACUUUGAAGGCUUCGGUGAGGAGGAUGAAAGAGCGGACAGAAGACGUUUUAACAUGCGAUUUAACACUAAGAUGUUGGAUUCAGAAGAUGGCAGUGAUGUGGACACAGGCUUCUACUCUGAUGGUGAGGAGACACCAGCGCCCAAGAGAAAAAGUCUCUUAGUCGCUCUCAGAUUUCCUGUCAAACAGUCGCCCACCUCCAAACGGGAGCCACAAGCAAAAAGCCUCAGGAAGCCGGUUAAAGAAACCGUGGCGCAGAGGGCGAAGAAGCAGGAGGAUAAACAAAGAGCAGAGAAGACAGACGAGGAGCAGGGAGAAGACGAGGCCAUGUGCCAAAGUCUGAGGAAGCGGGACAAAAACAUCCAGGAGAACAAGGCCAUGCUGGCUCAGCUGUUUGCUGAUCUCAGCACCAUGGCUGACCUGACUUUGCCCAACACCCCUCAAAAGAAGAAGCGCUCUCCGGUGAAAACAACGCCGCGCAAACGCAAAUUGGAACAGAACAGUGGCUCUGAAAGGAGGAACCCGUCCCGUAAAGCCCGCCCUCCUGAGAACUUUGCCGUGGACCAAGCAUGCGAGCCAUUGCCCCGCAGCGGCCCCAAGGCGAUAGACCUCAGGAGACUGGUGGAGGUGGAUGAAGAAAGUGCUGGCAACAGGCUGAAGAAGAAGAAGAGGAGGAGCAGGAGCCACAGACGCAGUCAAUACGAGUUCAAGUCGGUUGAUGACAUCACCGAAGAAGACUUGGACAACGUAGCGUUCCGCAGCAAAGACAAGAUCUGGGACAAGGACAAUGGAAGCUCGUGCCACCAGUGCAGACAGAAAACCCUGGAUACGAAGACGGUGUGCCGCAGUGGGUUUUGUUCAGCGGGCAAAGGCCAGUUCUGUGGGCCGUGCCUGAAGAACCGCUAUGGCGAGGAUGUGUGCACUGUAUUACUCGACCCGACGUGGUCGUGUCCUAUCUGCAGAGGAAUGUGUAACUGCAGCCUGUGUCGAAAGAAAGAGGGUCGCUGUGCUACUGGCAUUUUGGUCGGGGUGGCCCGCUACAAUGGCCAUGACAACGUCCAUGAGUAUCUGGAGAGAAUUCAGAAGGAGCUACAGUAAAGACCAGGGAGAUGCUCCAAGUUCUACUACAGAUUGAUACACUGCACAGUACUUUAGAACUCUUUAAUAAAUGUUUAUAUGUUAGACCAGUCUUUUUAUCUCACUAGAUUCACACUAUUGUCAUAGUAUAAAAAAAACCACUGUAACAGUAUUAGUACUGUACAUUUUUUUUUUUUUUUUACCCUGCAUUUUUGGUUUGUUUUCCUUAGUUUUUUCCCUCUCCAGAACAAACUAGGACUUCUUUGUAACUAAUACAAAAAACUUUACCACUGUGUACAUUGGUGCCUUUGACAUAACGUCUUUAAUUUCGUGACCACACUUAUAACUCAAAACACUCAUAUCGCAGAUCUUUUCCAAUUGAAAUUACUUAAAAUGCCAUUUAUCCAUUCCAGCUGCCCACAAAACACCAACAAAAAUAAAAAAAUAAAAUAUCAGUGUUGUACUUUAUAAAAACAUGCAGUAAUAACAUAAUUACAAAUAAUGGAAAUAAUAAAACAAAUUGUACAUUAUGGUUAAUUAAUUGUGUGGCUCCUUUUGGUGUGUGUU